This is a messenger RNA of Indicator indicator, 1476 nucleotides long. RefSeq names its product dihydrolipoamide branched chain transacylase E2 (gene DBT). NCBI's taxonomy places the organism in Eukaryota, Metazoa, Chordata, Aves, Piciformes, Indicatoridae. The transcript has 11 exons. Bases 1 to 1476 code for a protein of 491 amino acids. Gene Ontology annotation, molecular function: acetyltransferase activity; lipoic acid binding. Gene Ontology annotation, cellular component: mitochondrion; cytoplasm. The record is from RefSeq and is a predicted model, not a curated record.
AUGGCGACCGUGACCGCUCUGAGGAGCUGCUGCCGAGCCACGGGACGCUUGGUUUGCAUUCACCGUGUUAGAUCGUGCAGCAGCAUUGGCUUAAUAAAAUCAAAAUAUGUGUGCCUGUUUGACAAAGCUGCCCUCAAGUUUAGUCAUCAACAGCGAUUGUUCAGAACAUCUGCUGUUUCAUGUGGCCAAAUUGUUCAGUUCAAGCUUUCUGACAUUGGAGAAGGGAUUACGGAGGUGACUGUGAAAGAAUGGUAUAUAAAAGAAGGUGACAGUGUGUCUCAAUUUGAUAGCAUCUGUGAAGUACAAAGCGAUAAAGCUUCUGUUACCAUUACUAGUCGUUAUGAUGGCAUCAUUAGAAAACUCCAUUACAAUUUAGAUGAUAUUGCUUAUGUUGGAAAACCAUUAGUGGACAUUGAAAUUGAUGCUUCAAAAGGUGCUGCCCCAGAAGAAGAUGUUGUUGAAACGCCUCCUAUGUCUCAUGAAGAGCACACUCACCAAGAGAUAAAAGGUCACAAGACGUUAGCAACCCCUGCAGUUCGUCGUUUGGCCAUGGAGAACAAUAUUAAAUUGAGUGAAGUUGUUGGAACAGGGAAAGAUAACAGAAUCCUUAAAGAAGACAUACUCAAUUACUUGGCCAAACAAACAGGAGCUAUUUUACCUCCAUCACCAAAGGCUGAAAUUGUGCCACCUUUGCCAAAAUCUAUUCCAGCUGCUCCAAAGGACAAAGCACGUAAAAUUCCUGUGCCUGUUUCCAGACCCAUUGUGUUUUCAGGAAAAGACAAAACUGAACCUGUAACAGGUUUUCACAAGGCAAUGGUAAAGACUAUGAGUGCAGCCCUGAAGAUACCCCACUUUGGUUAUUGUGAUGAGAUUGAUUUGACUCAGCUUGUUCAGCUGCGAGAAGAGCUGAAACCUGUAGCACAAAUCCGUGGAAUUAAGCUUUCCUUUAUGCCUUUCUUCAUAAAGGCGGCCUCUCUGGGAUUGUUGCAGUACCCUGUUCUUAAUGCUUCUUUGGAUGACAGCUGUCAAAAUGUCACAUACAAGGCUUCGCACAACAUUGGAGUUGCUAUGGACACAGAGCAAGGUUUAAUUGUCCCAAAUGUGAAAAAUGUUCAAGUCUGUAGUGUGUUUGAGAUUGCUGCUGAAUUAAAUCGUCUACAGUCCUUGGGCUCUGCAGGCCAACUGGGAACAAAUGAUCUCACUGGGGGAACAUUCACCCUUUCAAAUAUUGGCACAAUUGGUGGCACUUAUGCCAAACCAGUGAUACUACCCCCUGAAGUAGCCAUUGGAGCACUUGGAAAGAUACAGGUUCUUCCUCGGUUUAAUGAAAAAGGUGAAGUAUGUAAAGCACAGAUAAUGAACGUGAGUUGGUCAGCUGAUCACCGCAUCAUUGAUGGAGCUACAAUGGCCCGGUUUUCUAACUUAUGGAAAUCUUACUUGGAGAACCCUGCCUCAAUGCUGCUAGACCUUAAAUAA